Mytilus californianus (California mussel) is the source of this 5597-nucleotide messenger RNA. Its product is annotated as chitin synthase chs-2-like. Bases 56 to 5095 code for a protein of 1679 amino acids. The transcript is spliced from 13 exons. Lineage: Eukaryota; Metazoa; Mollusca; Bivalvia; Mytilida; Mytilidae. Gene Ontology annotation, molecular function: chitin synthase activity. The record is from RefSeq and is a predicted model, not a curated record. Gene Ontology annotation, cellular component: cell septum; cell periphery.
UCGCCAUUGGCAUGGUCGAAUUUUACAAGAUCUUGUCUCUGAAGUAAGAACGAAAAUGACAGAAGCAGCAGGUGCUUCCACUAAUGACACUGCGACAGCAGGAACCGAGUAUAUCGCAUGCUCAAACACUGAUGGAGAGGACACAAUAAACGAGGACACUUGUGACGAAAACAUCAUAUCUAAAACAACACCAAAACGUUCUAACUCGUGUACGUCUACGUCAUCACAACAACGUGUAGCUGAAUGGAUGCAGCAAAAUGAUAAUAUAUCAGAAGAUGUUAGUCUACCGACGUUUGACCCCGGACCUUCUCCGGUAUUUCCCAAACCUCAGAGAGAUCAACAUGUCAGAAUAAGUAUACCAGAGUAUUCCGAAAGAAAAGUAUUUGACGAGCGUUUAUGGGAUAGAUUUCAGAUGAUCCCGCGUGAACGAAUCUCUACCAGUGAUACAAUUCGACCAUUUGUUAAAGUAUUUAAAUUCAUCUGUUAUAUCCUAUUGUUUUGUCUUGUUUUGACGUCAGCUGUUGUUAGUAAGAUGUGUGUUCUUUUAUUGGCAUCCAGUAUUAUAAAAGAUCCUGUAACUAAGAAUGAUGAAGACUCUCCUGCGUAUACUAUGUUAGUUAUUGUCAUUUGUUCGCCAUACAUCUGUUGGGUAUUUAGUUACUCCGCUAAGUCCUUGUUUGGAAGCAGUGCUUGGCCAUCAUUCCGGAUGAUAAUCGUUACGCUGUUUGUGGAACUUUUACAUACUUUCGGAUUAUCACUAUUAGUUUUCCAUAUUUUGCCAAGAAUGGACAUGGCAAGAAGUUUACUAACAUUUUGUGGAGUAUCUACGGUACCAGCAUUUUUCAAAACAAUAGGCCUAGCCUGUGAUUCAAGUAUUCCGCCAGUGAAAAGAUGUGCUCUUGGACUUAUCAAUAGCCUAGCCUUUAUAAUACAGCUAGCAAAUCUAGCAGCAUCAACUUUAUUGAGUACACCGUUAACCGAAACUGAAAAGAAUACUCUUAAAGCUACUGUUUUAAAUAAUGAUGAAAUAGUCCACACGGUUUCGAGACCACCGUUAACAUUUGAUGAUAGAAUUAUGUGGGAGAUACCAGUAGCUUUACUUUUCAUCAGUAUUUCAUACUGGGAAAAUUUUGUUUACGGUAAUUUCAGUAUACAUGCUUUUCAAAUUCCGUUGUUAGAAUGGAAGAAGCAGAUGCAUUCCGUUCGCCAACGACUGUACAUCCUCGCUGGAAUCUGGAAGAUUGGUUGGACAAUGGUGUUUGCUGUUUUGUUGUUUCCAGGAUUUAAUUUCAACAUUCAUUUUAGUGAUAAACCUCAGGUCUUGAAAAGUGAUAAUACUGUUUUACCCCAAUUGCUAACAACAACACUUUCGUAUAACAUCACAGAGAGUUCAACGCGUAAAUAUGGCUCGAGUCUUCCAACAAAGGAAACGACAACUGCUUCUGGUUAUGAUGGCUCCGGACGUAAUAUAAGAGUAAGGAGAUCAAUUGCUGAUGAUAUUAACGCAAAUGGUAUAAAUGCUGUAUCAAAUCUUUCCAGUGACACACUAAAUCAAAAGUAUCAGAAGUUAUUGUCAAGUACAAUAUCAUCCAUAACCCAAUCAAAUGCAGAUAACAAUUCCACAACAACGGCAACGAAAUCGAAGAACUCUGAUAAUGGUGAUUUUUCCUUUUCAAUUCCCGAAUCAUUGAAGAUUAACUUUCAACAAUAUGGACCAUUAUAUUUACAUCUUAUUGCUAGCACUUUGAUGUCGUACUUUGGUAGCUUAGCUUGCAAAUUAUGUAUGCAAACUUUUGGAUUUACUAUACCAUUGUUUUUGGCAACACCAGCAACACUUGGUUUAAUUCUUGCACAAUCAUAUACCCAGUUUAUACCAUCAUAUUUUUACGUCUGGAUUUGCCCUGAAAUGGAAGGUAACAUUAGACUUUACCAUUUGUUAUGGUUUGGAGUCUUGUGGAUUUCUCAGGUUAUUGUGACAGCACAUAUAUGGUCCCCUAAAAAUGGACGUAUGGCCAAAAUAGAUAGAUUAUUUGUACUGCCUAUUCGAUGUGGAGUUCUGCUCGAUCAUAGUAUGAUGCUUCGUCGAAGGACUAAUGAUCGUGAUUGCUCAUUGUUUAACGCCGACGAAGAUGAUUCCUUUAUGUUUGACGACGACGAGGAGAUUCAUAAAGCAGACGAUAUUGUGCCUCAGAUAUAUGCAUGUGCCACAAUGUGGCAUGAAACCAGAAAUGAGAUGACACAACUUUUGAAAUCAAUUUUCAGAAUGGACAUUGAUCAUAGUGCUCGCUUUCUUGCUCAGAAAUUCUAUGAUAUCAAGGAUCCAGACUAUUAUGAAUUUGAAGCACAUAUUUUCUUUGAUGAUGCUAUGGAGCUAUCAGAUGAAGAUGUUCUUGUACCAAAUAGUUUCGUUGCUGACCUGAUAGACUGUAUAGAGGAUGCAUUGAGCUCAGUACAUGAGAGACAAAUGUAUAUAAGCUCUCCAGUCAGGACACCUACUCCUUACGGUGGACGGCUGAUCUGGCGAUUGCCGGGUGGUACAAAACUUCUUGCACAUCUGAAGGAUAAACAUAAAGCUCGUCACAAAAAACGUUGGUCACAGGUGAUGUAUAUGUACUACCUGCUAGGCUAUCGAAUCUUAGCUCAGCCAGAAAAUCUCCUACGUAAAGAUGGUAAUAGAUCCGAUACUCCAGACUCAGAUAAUUCCAGAGUUCGUCUCACUGAAACUCAACUACGACGUAGGCGACAGGCGUCCCAUUUUACUCGGAGUGUCAUUUUUAACUAUACUAGUGAGGAAGUUCAUACACAGGCAGAGAAUACAUUUAUUUUGAGUUUGGAUGGUGACGUAGACUUUAAACCUGAUGCAGUCCGACUCUUAGUUGAUCGACUUAAGAAGAACAAAAAGGUUGGAGCCGCAUGUGGUCGUAUUCAUCCUAUUGGUUCAGGUCCAAUUUUAUGGUAUCAAGAAUUUGAGUAUGCCAUUGGCCACUGGUUACAGAAAGCUACCGAACACGUGUUUGGUUGUGUUCUCUGUGCUCCAGGGUGUUUCAGUCUAUUUCGUGGAUCUGCAAUUAUGGAUGACAAUGUUGCAAGGAGUUAUGCAAUACGGACAACUGAGGCAGGACAAUAUGUACAAUAUGAUCAAGGUGAAGACAGAUGGCUAAGCACUCUCCUUCUACAACAAGGAUACAGAAUAGAUUACUGCGCAGCUGCAGAUGCUUUGACGCACGCGCCAGAAACAUUUUCAGAAUUCUUUAAUCAAAGACGUCGAUGGGGACCUUCUACACUCGCAAACAUUUGCGAUUUAUUGGGAGAUUGGAAGAACACUGUUCGUCUUAAUGAUAACAUCAGUACCCUUUACGUUUUGUAUCAGUUUCUUUUGCUAGUAUCUACCGUACUUGGUCCUGCAACAGUACUGCUUAUGAUGGCUGGUGCAUUUACUGUCGUAUUUAAGACGACAAUUGUGGAGUCAUAUGCAAUAUCUUUGCUUCCAGCAAUAUUUUUUAUUGUGAUUUGCAUCUUCACUAAGCCGACCACUCAGAUCACCGUAGCAACUAUAAUGAGUGCUUGUUAUACGAUCUUUAUGACCAUUGUUUUAGUAGGAACCGUCGGUACUGGUAUUGAAGGAGGUAUAACCAGUCCGAAUGUGAUAUUUCUUACGCUAUUGGUAAUCAUAUUCUUUAUAUCGGCUUUGUUACAUCCAGAGGAGUUCGCGUGUUUAAUUUCAGGGGCACUUUACUUCAUUUGCAUCCCAAUUGGCUAUCUUCUUUUAACGAUCUACUAUUUAUGUAAUUUGCACAUUGUUUCAUGGGGUACUCGAGAAGUACCACAAAGAAAAUCGCGGGAAGAGAUAGAAGCUGAAAAGAGGGCUGAGGAAGAGAAACGAAAAAAGAGAGAGGAAAGGAAAGGAUUCUUAGGUUGGCUGGGCCUUGAUACGGUGAUUAAUGAGACAGUUGAAAUGUUCAAGCAGUUUCGACAAGCUGCCGGUGCUAAUAAAACUGACACAAAGCCAAAAACCGAUCAACUACUUGAAGAACUUAUUCUAGAACUUCGCCAGAGUAGGGAAAAUAAGACACUUCCACCAAGACAAAGAUCAUCAUCCACCAUGACUGAUAAAGGCGAGACUCCAAUGUCACUAGAGAAAAUGAUAGGACCGGUUCCGGCUAAUAUAUCAUUAAUUAGACCAGACCCGACGCCAGCUUGGCUGAGAAACGAAGACCCUGAAAAUCCAGGGUGGUUAACCAGUUUAACAUGUGGUGAUGGUCCGAUUAAAAGAUUGACAGAGAAAGAACGUAUAUUUUGGAAACAGCUAAUCAAAAAAUAUUUGUUUCCUAUAAAUGAAGAUAAAAUGCACCAAGAAAAGGUUGCAGCGGAUUUAAAAAAUCUACGAAAUAACGUUGUAUUUGGUUUCUUUAUGACAAGUGCUUUGUGGGUAGCUCUAACCAUGCAACUUCAAUUGUUGCAAGAUGACUUUAAGGAUACAGUUUUAUUUAUCAAAAUUCCCUAUUUCGACUCUUCUAGAAAAGAUCUGACGUUUGAACCAUUAGGGAUGCUUUUUCUUGCUUUGUUCUCCACAAUUUUAUUUUUUCAAUUUAUUGGAAUGCUCUCUCAUAGAUGGGGAACAAUUUUACAUGUUUUGUCAAUAACGGAUAUUUCCUGCACUCAACAAUUUACGGAGAAACAUAAAAUACAGGAAAUUAUAACUAGAACAAUGGAAUUACAACGCGUAAUUAACAUAGAAAAUGAACCGGAACCGGAUUACGACGAUGGAUUAACAGAUUUUGAUGGUGACGAUUUCGACGAUGAAGACGAUCUUUCCUCUUGUUUCUAUACAGACACGUCAUGUUCGUCUUUUAGUGUAUCUCGUCCUCCACCAUCUUAUCAUUCACAUGAUAUAACAAACGGGAAGAAAUGCAUACGCCGUCGACAUAGUGCUAUUUUUAACAGACGAGGACAUGCUACAGGGCGUACUUUACGUCACGCCUUUGAAAGACGCUAUAGAAAUGAAUUGCAGAGGACUACUAGUGGCGACUCCGAAAACGACACAGCUGCUGCAGAGGGUGCUGGAAACGAAAUUAAUAGAACUGCCUCCUUUUAAACACGUGUAUAUGCAAUUUUGAAUGGCUAAGAGCUUAUUGAAAAUCAUUUGUGAUUCCAACUGUUUCUGUGAUGAUGGUUAAAUUUUGUUUUGGUUUUUUUUUUAUUGUUGUAUUAUAAAUGAACUUUUUGUUGGGAAACUCAAAACACUUAUAAUCUUUUAUACCUAUUUUUAAAUAAACAUUUAGAAACUGGUUAUUCUGAGAUCCUCUAACCUUGCAUUUUGUCUGAAUUGUGUGAUUGUAUCAAUUCUGUGUGUAUGUAACCAAAGAAAUGUUUUUUUUAUAGGUAAACAUUACACUUAGAAUGUGUAACUUUAAACAAAUGAAGUAAAUAUUCGUUGAGUGUAAAAUUAAUAUGAAGACCACUAAACAUUGUUAGUUAAUUCUACUGCAUAAACAAAGAGGUCAUUAAUGUAUCCUGCAUGUUAUGUCUUUCAUUAUGAAUAGUUAGCAAGAGGAAAAUUCAACUAGUGCGACGUAAUAAAAAAAAUGCUUCAAAUU